GCGGUGGGCGGGGCGGAGGAGAACACGUGAGCGCACGCUGGCCAUCAGAGGGCGGAUUUGGAGCUUCGUGCGCGCGGCGUGUGGCUUCUUCUGCUGCUGCUGAUGAUGAUGAAGGUGGUGGUGAUGAUGAUGAUGAUGAGAGGACCGGCACUUGUGAAACCCUUUCUGCAAAACCCUGCGUAAAAACCACCAACAACCAACACGGACUAAACUCCAAAAGUGCGCGUCGGAGAAGAACAAAGUCCAGGGUUUUUUUUGUUGUUGUUGUUGGCACGUGAUGCCCGCACGCUUCUGGCCGCGAUGGGAUGUGAGUUGAAGAAGACGAAAGAAAAUCGAAAGUUGUAAAAAAUAAAGGGGAGGUCGGUGACCGCUGGGAUGUUGUGAGGGGACUCCUGGGACAGAAGGACCUGGGACGCACACGGCACAGCGGGGAUCCGGGUUCCGGACAGGACGGAUUAUGGCACGCGUAACGUUCUCGCUCAGCCUCAUCACGCUGGCGCUGACAAACUUGCACCUAUCGAGAGGCAGCAACCGGCAUGCGGUGUACUGGAACAGCUCGAACCUGCUGCUACGUAGGGAGGGAUUCACAGUGCAGGUGAGUGUCAACGACUACCUGGACAUCUACUGCCCGCACUACAACACCACCCAGCGGGGGACGCUAGAGCGCACCGUGGCUGAGCAGUACAUCCUGUACAUGGUCAACUAUCGCGGGUACCGCACCUGUGACCCGCAGAUGGGCUUCAAGCGUUGGGAGUGCAACAGGCCUCACGCCCCGCACGCACCCAUCAAGUUCUCUGAAAAGUUUCAGCGUUACAGCGCCUUUUCGCUGGGCUACGAGUUCAACGUUGGCCAGGAGUACUAUUACAUCUCCACGCCGACGCACCACCACGGCCACAGCUGCCUGAGACUAAGGGUCUACGUCUGCUGCUCCACCAUCUCCCAAGCAGAUGACGACUCCAGUCAGACGUCCCCCGACUACACAGUCAGGCCGAACAUACACAACAUUGAUGAAUUUAACCCCGAAGUUCCCAAGCUGGAGAAAAGCGUCAGCGGCAGCAGUCCGUCACGCGAUCGCCUUCUUCUCACUGCGGCCAUGCUGCUGGCAUCCGCCACCCUUUUGUCCUAGCAACCGUUGCCCAAGGGUGAUGCAUCACGCACAGCCCAACCACCUUGCUCAAAGGGCUUUGUAUCCACCAGGAUGUCUGUCGUGAACUUUGACAGAAACGCAGUUGAGUAGAUGUGCAAUAGAAAUGCAAUCAUGACGCAGAAGAAAAACGUGCUUAAAAAAAAAAUCCCUUGAACUGAUUAGAAAAAAAAGAGAGGAGAGGAGAGGCCUUUUCCACAGUCAGUGUUUAUCACACUCCAUGUGAUGUUGGACGUCAUCAACAUAUAGCCAGUGUUCAAAAUGAGAUUCGCCUGGAGAUGACAGAGAUGAACAAAUGCCUGAGGAACUGAUGAGAAGUUUAUGAAAGACUUGAGGGAAAACUCCAAAAUAACGGGCAUCUCUGUGAAUGUUACACAUGUCCCAAGUAUGCUGAUGGAUUAAUGUAACGACGGGGAUUCUGGACCUGACUUCUCCGGGCUUCACGAUGUUUGUAACCAGUCAAUGGCGUCGACUGUCUUGGACAAUGACGAAUGUUUUCAUACGUGUGAUCUGCUGGCAACUUCGUGAGUGUUGUCGUUUCCAUUUCCUCCACACGCCCAAAAUACCAAUAAAUUUGUGCUAAGUGAAGAAUCAUUUCUUAGCGGAUAGCAAGUGCCCUUUCAGAACUAGUCAUUUGUCUGUGUUUCUCGCCUUCACACUAUAACAACCCUCAAAUAAAAUGCAGGCUCUGGACUAGUAAUUUGAUGGCACUUAGAUGUGGUAGCUGUGUGCUUUGUUCCAUUUACCUUCGGCUCUCCGUGUCGAUUUCCUGGAUGUCAGCCCUUUCUUGUGACAGCGAUCAUCGGAAUCUUUCAGAACGGGACUAAAUUAUGACGAUUAAAGUAUCUCUCGGCAGCAAGUUCCCUUUUAAACCUGGACAGCCCCGUUGAUUUGCUUUCCACUUCAGAGGCUCCCAACUAGUCAGUACUGAUACCCAUUACAGCAGUCACAGUCACCACAGAAACGAUCCCAUACAGUCGCCAAAGCGUGCCAGGUGCCUGAGAAGAAUUUAUGCUGAGUCUCAAAGUAACGCUGCCGCCAUUUUGUUAAAAAAAAAAAAAAAAACGUGAAUGUGCAAUUAAAACAGAAUUUCACUUUUUUUUAUAUUGUAAUACAAAUAGGCUGGCAAUGUUGUGCUUUAUUUCAAAAUGUUCAUUUAUUAAUUCGUGUGCAUUGUAAGCAUUUGCUCAACAAGCUAUUGUGCCAUUUUUUUUAAUGAUUUUUUUUAAAACUGUUGUAUUUUUACUGCACCAUUUUGCUUGUGUAGAUUAAUAGUCAGAUGUACUUCAAAAAAAGAUGUUAAAGGUAAACUCCAGAAUUUUUCAGCCUGGGCUCUAUUUUUUAGAUGUGUUGGAGUUCAUCUUUUCACUCGGGAGAAAAAUGAUUUUAAUUAGUGCAGUAUUUAUUUUGCACUCAAACACUGUCACAGACUAAGUGGCUACAUAAGCUGAUUGUAUGUGGCUUCUUCUUGUCACUGAACAGGAAAAAUGUCAUUAUAAGCAUCUCUUACCAUAGAGGGGACUCCUACACAGGCAAACUAAAUGUAAAGAAACUUUUUUAAAUAGAUGAUUUUACAGUUAGCUGCUUACCUUAGCCUUGCUGUCAUCCAGCACCGCUGAUAUCCACUGAGCCAUUACAAGUUGAUUGCUGAUGAGGGCCUUUGAGCCCAGGUUUAAAAAUCCCAGAGUUCCGUUGUAAGAGGGUUAUUCACACCAAACGUGCUCUCAUGUUACAGGUAAUCUGAUUACUGAAGAGCAACGAUGAACAUACAGAGAGAUGAAUGUUGACAGAAGCGCAGCAUUCCUAGGGGCACCGUGCUUUUCCAAACAUAGGCGUCUGCAUUGAAAUGUAUAUUUAUGAAAUGUACCAGAUAUGAAUGUGCGAGCACAUGAGUCUUUUGCCUGUGUUUCCCUGUGAGCAAGCGUGUGUGUGUCUGUGUGGAACAUUUUUGUCCGCGAUUUGGAGUAUGUGGCAUUUAGAAAUUUGUACCUGUCAAGGAGUGGUUUGUAGGUUCUGAAUAUGCAAAGUGUGUGUGAGGGAAUGUGCUUUUCUUUAACGUUAGUUUAUUCCGCUGCAGGAAGCGGACGUGAAGCAUUUAUCCAUGUCAGGCACAGCCACCAACAGAUGUGUUUACCUUUGCAAGAAUGAUAAAGAAAAAUUGUAAAUUGAACCAAGAAUGAUUAAAACAAUGUCA
Molecule: messenger RNA, 3338 nt
Organism: Thalassophryne amazonica
Lineage: Eukaryota; Metazoa; Chordata; Actinopteri; Batrachoidiformes; Batrachoididae
Gene: efna3a
Product: ephrin-A3a
Exons: 5
Coding region: 458-1126 (222 amino acids)
Biological process (GO): axon guidance; ephrin receptor signaling pathway
Cellular component (GO): plasma membrane
Molecular function (GO): ephrin receptor binding
Source: RefSeq, a predicted model, not a curated record